This is a messenger RNA of Rotaria sp. Silwood1, 1079 nucleotides long. Lineage: Eukaryota; Metazoa; Rotifera; Eurotatoria; Philodinida; Philodinidae. The record is from the annotation of a GenBank genome assembly.
AUGGCCGAUGACGAUAAUCAAAGUCUUUCGCUCACGUGUGCAAUUUGUCUGGAUAUAGCUUCAGUAGAUAAUGCAGUAGAAACAACUUGUUGUCAUCAACUGUUUUGUUUACCUUGCAUUGAAAAUGUCCAAGAAUGUCCUGUUUGUCGUACUAAACAUUAUGAAACUGUUCCCGCUUAUUUUGCUCGUCGUCUUAUUGGUGAUUUGGUUGUAUCGUGUCCAAAUGAUGGCUGUACAGUUAAAGUUAGUCGUUCAAAUCUAGCUAAUCAUCUAGCUGUUCAUUGUGAAUAUAGUCCAAUCACUUGUCUUGAUCCAGAAUGUCAAGAUUUUAAAUGUGUAAAAAAGUUUUUUCUCAAACAUUUAAUAGAGAAACAUGAACAAUUUUUACUCAACAAUUACGAGAAAUUAUGGCAGCAACAAGAAAAUAUUGAAACAAUGACUGCGAGGCAAUCAGAUGAAAAAUCAAAAAGUAACAUAGUAUAUACAUAUGAGCCAGUCUAUGUAAACCACGACCGAUUGCCACAGAACUUGCUCGAUCGAGGUCGUCCGAUUUUAUUCAAUUCAAUAUAUGUUGUAGAGACAAGAGUUCUGAGAAUUUUGACGCAAGCUGUUUAAAAAAAUAUUGUUCAAUUGUUGAGAUAUUUCAAUUUUUCUGAGGGCACUAUCAAUCAAAAAGCGCAUUUUUUUGGUGUUUUUUUGUGAUAUUUAUAUCUCAUCAAGGAUACAUGUAGUUGACUUGAACUUUUUACUGUCAGUGGAUAUCAUGAUCCUCUAUGAUCGGAAAAAAAUUAACCUCAACUGGAUGUACUGUUGAUGAGUUGCCCAAUACUACCAACUACACGGCAAAAUGAUUAUUUUUCGGCAUGUUGUGUAUAUAUCUAUUUCACGAAGGAUGAUGUUAGAGAAUUGAAAUUUUGGCUAUCGCGAGAUCUCAGUGAGCACUUAGUCAAGUAAAAAAAUCAACUUUCUACAUAGUUCUUAUCGCUCAGGAGACUUUGCACAAAAUCAUGAUUUUGACGAAAAUCACGACUCUGGGAGAUUCCAAUCUUUCAAGAAAUGGAUUUUCUAGAAGUGGGACU